CGAGGAGGGAGAGCGCGAGUGAAGCCGAGCCGAGCCGAGUCGAGCCGGAAGGUGCCUGGGAGAGGCUGGCAAAGCCCAGCUGGCUGUCUGCGUCGCCUGGCUCCGCGUACCCUUGCUUCUGCCCAGUCUCCCGCAAAACUUUUAUUAUCUGGGGCCCCAGGGGUGUGUGAAGGAAUUGGAGCGUUCGGCCAUCUCCGCGCUCCACAGCGGCGGCGACCGAGGGGACGUGCAUCCCUCGUCCGCCGGGCUCUGGAGCCCUGCACCUCACCUGCUGCUCGUUCCCCGGAGUCUUGAGGGGUCACUCCCGGAGGGGCCGCGCGGGCGCCGGCGCCCCUGAACUCUCCCGCUCAACGCGGCAGAUUCGCCCAGUGCAACUUCAACUUGAUUCCUCUUGCCCAACCGUGCACCCGCGGCUGCUGCUACCGCCGCCGCAGCGGUCUCACAAAGGGGCUCAGGAAGGGGAGGCGGCGCAGGCGUCAGGGACGGGCCUCCGGGCCGCUGAGGCGAGGAGACAAAAGGGAAGCUGCUUCUGCUCUCGCUGCCGGCUCGGAGCCGCCGCCUCUGCUGCCUCCGACCGGGCUCCGAGAGCCUCCUCCCCCACCCUCGGGCACUGCUCCGCCUCCCUUCUGGCGGGCUGUCCCCGCAGUGCUCCCGGACUCGGCGAGCCUUCAAGGCGCGCGUCGCUGCUGGUGGUUGAGGCUCUAGCGAUAAUAAAUGAUAGAGGAUACAAUGACUUUGCUGUCUCUGCUGGGUCGCAUCAUGCGCUACUUCUUGCUGAGGCCCGAGACGCUUUUCCUGCUGUGCAUCAGCUUGGCGCUGUGGAGUUACUUCUUCCACACUGAUGAGGUGAAGACCAUCGUGAAGUCUAGCCGGGACGCCGUGAAGAUGGUGAAGGGCAAGGUAGCCGAGAUCAUGCAGAACGAUCGACUCGGGGGGCUUGAUGUGCUGGAGGCCGAGUUUUCCAAGACCUGGGAGUUCAAGAGCCAUAACGUGGCGGUGUACUCCAUCCAGGGCCGGAGAGACCACAUGGAGGACCGCUUCGAAGUUCUCACGGAUCUGGCCAACAAGACGCAUCCGUCCAUCUUCGGGAUAUUCGACGGGCACGGGGGAGAGACUGCAGCUGAAUAUGUAAAAUCUCGACUCCCAGAGGCCCUUAAACAACAUCUUCAGGACUAUGAAAAAGACAAAGAAAAUAGUGUAUUGUCUUACCAGACCAUCCUUGAACAGCAGAUUUUGUCAAUUGACCGAGAAAUGCUAGAAAAAUUGACUGUAUCCUAUGAUGAAGCAGGCACAACAUGUUUGAUUGCUCUGCUGUCAGAUAAAGACCUCACCGUGGCCAACGUGGGUGACUCGCGUGGGGUCCUGUGUGACAAAGAUGGGAACGCUAUUCCUUUGUCUCAUGAUCACAAGCCUUACCAAUUGAAAGAACGAAAAAGGAUAAAGAGAGCAGGUGGUUUCAUCAGUUUCAAUGGCUCCUGGAGGGUCCAGGGAAUCCUGGCCAUGUCUCGGUCCCUGGGGGAUUAUCCGCUGAAAAAUCUCAACGUCGUCAUCCCAGAUCCAGACAUCCUGACCUUUGACUUGGACAAGCUUCAGCCUGAGUUCAUGAUCUUGGCAUCAGAUGGCCUCUGGGAUGCUUUCAGCAAUGAAGAAGCAGUUCGAUUCAUCAAGGAGCGCUUGGAUGAACCUCACUUUGGGGCCAAGAGCAUAGUUUUACAGUCAUUUUACAGAGGCUGCCCUGACAAUAUAACAGUCAUGGUGGUGAAGUUCAGGAAUAGCAGCAAAACAGAAGAGCAGUGAACCCUUCAGGGGUCUCAGCUGCCUUAGACUAAAGGACUUUCAACACACUGGUCUCUUUUAAUUUAGUGAAAAGUGUGGGAGUUGUAAUUAGGAUCAUCCAUCCCAGACAUGGGAUUCCCCCCUCCCUGGUGGUCUUAGGUCUAUAAUCAGUGAUGAACUGAGGGUGCCCUUAGCCAAUGUAGUUAAGAAGCUGGAAAAUGGUUUCUUUAUGUUUUCCCAACUCUUUCAUUCAGUGUCCAAAAUAUAUAAAUAAAUAGCUGUAGAUUCGCGUAUAUGAAAUGAAUAGCAUAUGUGCCAUUUAGUCUCCCCCAGGAUUCUUCAAUAUCCUGUUCAGGGUCCUCCAGGCAUCAGCUGUUGUGUCCUCUCUUUGAAACAGUGAACAGGACAGGCCUCCCAGUGCUGCAGGAGACAGGCCACUGUGUCACCUGUGAGUGGUCAGGAGCUGAUGUGGCAACACUCUCUGCCAAGAGACAGAGCUGUCCUAAGGAUGCUUUGUCCUUCUGAGCCCCUGUUUUCUGCUCAGAGGCAGCUUGGAAGCAGAUUUGGAAUGGUUUUUAUUUUGGCUGCUCUUGGAGACUGAGAGAAGCAGAAAGGAUGGGAGACCAGUGGCAGCUGCCUACACGCAGAAAUGACCCUUUUCCCUUGCUUCCUUUAUUAGUUAAACAGACUUUAUAUACCACCUGACCAGCCUUUGUGCAUUUAUCCUAAUCAUGCAUGACUGAAAUCUUUUGCUUAGUCCUUACCGUAUGUAACAGGCAGCUGUUAAUUCACCAACAGACACCAUGAUUUUUCAUCUUACAUGACCAAGAAACCAUGUUAAGGGAAAUGACAAAAUCAAGCCAAAAUGAUGUUUCCUUCCAUUUUCAAUGGCAGAUGAAGGAAACGAAACUGAAUGAGUCACAGAGUUCCCUGGCAGGUAAGUUGUUUGCAUUGAGGAAGGAAUGUUCACUGAGCUCCAGCUGCCACUUUUGUGUGUUUUUCCUGGCCCCUUUCCUAGUGGCGUUCAAGUGUGUUUCAGGCAGUGUUCUGAGAAGCAGCAGCCUAGAACUGUAUGUGUGUUCCUCAAAGCUAGGUACAGAGUUCACAGCUACUGCAGCUUGGAAUUUGGUGGGAAACUACUGGGACGACCUUCUCGUCCAAUGAAAAGGCAGCAAGCAGCCUUUAUCAUUUGGUUGCAAAUCUCCAUCCACAUCAGGUCGCUUUCCACAGGCAAACACAAACCGCCCUCUGUGGCCUGCGGGGAAGGCAGCAGAGGGACCUGGCAAUGGCAACACAGCAAGUUGAGAAUUCAAGCAGGAACCCAUAUUGACAAGUGGGCCAGAAUUAUUUUGGGGCCUGGCUUGCCCCUCCAUUUCCUAUAUCACUAAUGUAUCAUUUCUCCAAACAUGGUAUUUUAUAAUUUAAUUUUCUCUAAAUUAAAUUAUAAAAUACCUCCCAAGACCUGCAUUUAUUUUAUGUGACUCUCUGCCUGACUCAAACAAACAAAACUUUCGUUGCCUCCCACCCCUCUGUAUCCACCUGGUUUUAUUCUUUCCCUGUGUCCAUUUGUGGUUACAGCUUCCCAUAGUCCUCAUUUAUCCACCACCUCCUCCCCAUGGAGCUCUGCCCUCUCCCCUCCUGCUGCUGUAGAGCUUUUCCAAAGCAGUGUCCAGGAGAGAACUUGAGAGAGUGAAGAGACUGCCUUGUGGUUGCGAAGGGCUGCAAUCUGUCUUGAGUCCUCCAAGCACUUACUGUUCUUUGACUACACUGAGAAUUACUAAUGGUUUCCCACGAGAUUUGCUUACUUUUGUAUACUGUAUUUUCCAGCCUUACAGUUAGAACCUUGGUUAUUUUUUAGCCAUAGAAUCUUCUAGUACAUUUUAGAUUUAAGCAUUUGCCUAUGGAAAGACACUGAAUAUGUGGCUGUGUGUAUCAAUAUUUGGGGUGGUGACGGGGAAGGGAAUGUGGAAAACAAAUGCUGGCUGUGAGCAGUGCUGAGACGGCCAGGCCAGGCGGCUGAGUUUGCUUGGAGAUUCAGGACGUUCUGAUGCCUGAGAGUUGCCCCCACUCACCAUCGAACUGAAAUCAGCAUAAGUGGUGUCAGCACUUUACAGCCUAUGGCCAACUUUAUUUUUAAUGUAGCACAAAAGUGUAUAAUAGCAAGGAAAAGACAUUUUUAAAUUCCACAGUUAUUUUUAUUGUCUAAAAUGAAAGCAGCAGUGUUUUGAUAAAGACGAAAAAGAAAAGCUACUAAAUUAGUAAAUCAGUGUUUACGGGUCCUGCAAAAUUUCUUAACAGAUGGUGCUGGGUGCACAAAUUACAAACUUUCUCUCUAACUGAGGUUCACAAGGCAUCUUCUAAAUUUUGCUUUGUACAAUUAUUUCAUUUUUGAUGUUAACCAAAUAGAGUGUACAUAUCCUACUCCCUUUACUGCCUCUUUCCCCUCUACUGUGGCUUGUAGAUUUUCAAAACAUAUAAGUUCUAGGCAAAAUUGUAGCAGUUACAUUAAUAGUUAUGAUAGUUGUAUCUAAAAUCAGAAUAUUUUGUUCCCUUCCUCCUGGACCUCUCUCUCCCUAGCCCUUUUCCAGCUGUUGGGGAUUUGUAGAUAUCACUCCUGGGGUGCCCUGUGGCACACUGGCUGCUCCCCAGGGACCCGGGAAUGCUGAAUCUAGCCAUUAGGGAAAUUGAUUUGAGAUGUUUGCAUGUGAAGCUUCCCUAAGCUGCACUGCCAAAGCUUUGGAAUUGUCACCCAAGGCUUCCUAGACUCUCUAGCUAGCUCAAGUUCAAAUUGCCAACAGUCCCCUUGGUGCCAAAUUUUGGGAUGGUUUUACAGUCUUUUAGAAGUUAUGAUGGGAAUGGCCAUGUGCUUAUGAGACCCCAGCAGAAUGCCAAGCCCAGGUCUCCACUAAUGCAGUGCUCUGCUGCAGCUCCAUUGGCAAUUUGUACUCUUAACAUGGGUUGGGGAGGGGCAGCUAGGGAAAAUUUUUUUGAAUUAAUUGUAUUUGCAAUUCUUUCAUCAUAGGAAUAAACAAUACUUAUAUAGAAAGCUCCAAAACUGUACCCAAGACCUGCAUUUAUUUUAUAUGACCAACUUGCCCCAAGGCAAUUAGUUCUGAAUCGCUGUUCUAUUGUGACAUAUCUGUGUGCAUAUGUAGAUAUUACUGGUAACCAGUGGCUGCAUUUUAUUCCUUGCUGUGGAUUGAGGUGUUGGCUUCUAGAAUCUUGUAUGUGUCAUAAGAGUAUUACAUGGAGACUGUUAAUAGUGAAGGAUGCAAGCUGAAUAAUUUAGAACAGGACUUAUUUCAUACAAGUGUAAUUAUUACAUCAUUUUGGGUAAAUGGUAAACAGGAUUGCAUGAGAGUGAUGGCAUCAUCAUUUCAAUAUAAUCGGAAGUGAUUCUAGGAACUUGAUUCCACUUUUUCUUUUGCCAGAUAUAUCUUGAUUUUCUUGAUUUUUUUUUCUCUAAGUUGCCAGAUCUCUCUUGCAACUGUUGUGUCAAUGAAAGGUCUGUGUUUAAAAAAGGCAGCAUAUUGGCCGGGCGCGGUGGCUCAAGCCUGUAAUCCCAGCACUUUGGGAGGCCGAGGCAGGUGGAUCACGAGGUCAACAGAUCGAGACCAUCCUGGUCAACAUGGUGAAACCCUGUCUCUACUAAAACUUACAAAAAAUUAGCUGGGCACGGUGGCGCGUGCCUGUAAUCCCAGCUACUCAGGAGGCUGAGGCAGGAGAAUUGCCUGAACCCAGGAGGCGGAGGUUGCGGUGAGCUGAGAUUGCGCCAUUGCACUCCAGCCUGGGUAACAAGAGCGAAACUCCAUCUCAAAAAAAAAAAAAAAAAAAAAAAAAAAAAAAAGGCAGCAUAUCAUUGUAUAUUUGAAAGUAUAGGAAUAUAUACUUUGUAUAAAACUUUUCCAAUGAUUUCAAAAAUUCUUUUUUCCUCCUUUUGACCCACCACUGGACUGUUCAUCCCUUAAUAGUCCCCGAAAAUUGCCUUAGCAUGUCACACCAGCAUUCGUCAUCCAGCUCUGGAGAAAUGACAUCACUGUUAGAUACCACAUCUGUUUAGUCGCCUCUGGAUUAAAUCAUUGAUACCUAGACUUUUGAGCUAGUUCGCUGUAGAAAUAAUAGAAUCCAGUGUUUCCCAAAGUGUGUUCCAAAGAAUACAAGUUCCAAAGAUACUCUUCUAAAUAUAGGGUUCCAGGAUCAAAUAAGUUUGGAGAACACAUUCCAUCUUAGAAAGUUAGUGAACAUCAGCUCAUCAAAGACUCUAAUUUAAUGUCUUGCAGGGGAAAGAAAAACAACAAAUAUCUACUGUCAGUUAGCCCAGUGUUUUCCAGAUUAAUUUGACCACAGAAACUUUUUUGAGUAGCACCUAGUAACACUGCAAGAAACUGUGUUCUAAAGAACACCCUUUGGGAAAUUCUGAUAUGUUGAAAUAUUGCUGUGUUUUCAUUCACCAUGACUCACAGUAGUAGCAGUACAAUUUGCAACUUAGACGCAUGAAGCUUUCAUAUAAAAAGCUGACUUGUUAAUAAAAGCAAUGUUAAGAAGUAGUGUGAUUUAAUGUGACCAACAGCAGCCUCAUAUUGAUAGCAGAACAAUCCUACUUAAAGCUCUAAACAUCGUCUCUUUCUUUUAUAUGAAUAACGAACAAGAGCCCUGUCAUAGCUGGAUAAGUCUCAAAUUCAUUCCAAGAUCUUUCCAUUGCUUUUUUGCAGUUACCUUUGCUCUUCAGAUUGAAUCAAAAUGACUAUUUUUCUAUUUCAUCACUAUGUGAUAUUUUUAAAAAUAUAAAAAAUAACAGAAAAGGAAAAACAAAUUUGAUUUGAGUUCACUUAUGAAAUUCUAAGUCAAUUUUUCAAAUGAUCUGUUGUAUAAUAAUUGAAAUGUAAACUAUUAACACUUAUUAACUUUCUUUCCUCUAUUGUCCUCUCCAGAUUCAGUGAAAUAAUUUGAAACCAUUUAGAGCUCAUACCUUCUAAAAUUCAUGUCCCCUGUCAUCCUACCUUUCAUAUUUUUUGUCCAUAGUUAAGUUUGGCAAGUUAUCGCUUGCCUAAAUGUGAGGCUUUCCUGUAGUUCCAUAGUAGUUACUCUCGGCUGCAGAAACAGGUUUGGGAAGCUAUGAGUGAUUACUCCAAAGUAAUGGAUGAAACAAAUCUAGUCAAAAACAGGGUACAGAGUGUAUUAAGGCUGAAGUCAUUAACUUAAAAUUACAUCCAAUAUUUAGGAAUAGCUCACCCUCUGCACUUUAUCUAAAACAUUAAAAAAACUAAAAGUUAGAUCUCUUAGGCUAGGUGGCAGAUUGCAGAGGGCAAGGGGCAGUUGAUACCAUGAGGCUUUCAUUAGAUGUGUUUCUAAACUUUUUUUUCUAAUAUGUAACUUUGUUUGCUGAUCCUUCGUAAUGUUAAUGCUUUGUCUAUUUGUUAGUUAUCCCACUGUUAAGCAGCAAACUGUUGAAGCUAGGGUUGAUUAUUGAUAUUUUUUAUGUGUUUAGUAAUAAUGACAGUAUCAUAUGCACAGUUGCUUUAAUAAAUCCACGUUAAGGACUUUGAGGAGAGCAGAUAGCAACUAUUCAUUUUAACAAAUCAUCACAGACAGUUUCACUGUUCAAAGCUCCACCAGGAAGUAAGCAUGCAGCAAAGGUAUAGAUUAUAUUUAGAGAUGUGAUUUCAUUUAUUCUAGAAGUCCUAUAACCUGGCAUUAUUUAACCACAGAAUCACACCUAAUAUUUUCCAAAUCAAAAUUAACCUCAAAAACCUCCAAGGACAUUGAGCACAAGUAGAUUGCAGUGAAAGCAUGGGUGGCAGAUUGUGGUGGACAGAGGGUUGAGUGACCCAGAACAAAACCUGCCUGGGUAAAUUGCUGCCACUUCAGGAGAGGGACUGUGUCAGCUACACAUCCUCUCAUCACCUUUUGUCAUGAGGCAGUUCAUAAGCUAAAUACAAUACCAUGUAUUAUCUCAAAAUAUUUCUAUAUUAAUUAGGUAAUUCAUGAUAUAUAAUGUGUUCAUGCAGAAGCAAAGGUGGAUAUAAUAGUCAGGUAUCAGGGGAAAACCCCUUUAGGAUACCCAGACAUUAAAAAUGUAACAAGUAGCUUAUAAGAAAUGUGGAUUAUCAAAUUUUUACCAUAUAUAGGUUGUGUUUACUAGAAAUUUCUGACACCUGUACAAAAAUCAGAUGAAGGAAGUUAUUACCACUUUUCAUCAUUCAAAAAACAGGCUGCCCUCUUAGAGUAUUAGUUAAUGCUUUGCUUAUUUGUUAAUGAAGACAAUAUUUUAAUUUUAAAGCUUCCUUUUGUAAGACCGAUUAAACAGGCAGAAUCACAUUUUUUUAAAAAAAAUGGUUUGGAACACUUUUUAAUAAAAAACUGUAAAAUCAGUUUCCAGCGUGGUCAAAAUGAGAAUGUAAAGGAAAGCAUUUUUAAGAAAAUACAGAAGCCCAAAUCAAGGGAGAAUAAUAUAAAAGAAAAUAUUUUAAAUUAGGAAAAGGAUGUGUUAUUGUUUAUCACAUCAGGAAUUAUGCUUUCUGUACUUAGCACUCUUAGGUGAAGUUAGGGAGAUAACACUGACGUGAGAAAAUGAACAUUCUCAGUUACUUGUAUAGUAAAAUUGCAGUCCCUAUUCCAUUUUUUUCUGAUGAAAAUGGAUAAAUGAGGUCUCAUCUAUUGUUGUCCUGAACACCUUUACUGUCCUAGGUUUCUUUCACAUUCCAAAUCGUGGACAUAAUUUAUCCUCAAUCCUUAGAACUUUUGAAGAGGAAAUACCCCGUUUUAGAAUUUUGAUAGAUACUAAGAUUGACUAACUGGUUCCGCUUCCAUUUUAAAGUGCCCAAAUACAACUGAAAUCAGAUAAACAUAGUCAUAGCUACAACUGAGAGUGAGUUUUAACAUACUAGUAAUUUUGCAAAUGCCAACAUGAAUACUAGUGAGUAUUCAAUUCACAACAGACGAUUUCACAAAAACAAACCACAGUGAUUUGAUAUUCUUGCUUCUUAGAGAGUUUUUUAAUCCAUUUAAUGCAAUAGGUCAGGUUGCUCAUAUAAUUUUUAAAAAUAAUCCUGUAGAAAUGAUGUAUUAGACAUCUCUAACCCAAGAAAAUGUUGUCUUUUUUAUAAGUUUUAAAUUCCCAUUUGUCUUAAUAUAUCGUAGGACAAAUGGUGACUUCUUCUUGUAAUAAUGAAAAGGUAUAAUUCCUGCUGCGUGGGGAAAAGCUAGAAGCAUGGGUCAUUAAGCAAGAAUACUGCUCUAAUUUAGGCUCCCAGACUGCAACUAAACAGUCUUUAUGUAUUUAUCAUUUUGAUUACUGUUUUGUCUCAAGCAUAUACAGUGUGCAGAAAGUAGAAUAAUGAAUAACAUAUGACUAUGGAGAAAACCCAUAACGAACGAAGAAAGCAGUGUCCGUUCUUUUUAAUUUAUCUGAAAUACAUGUUCACAUUGAAACAUAACAUCUACAGUAUUGUCUUUCAGUUUACUCUUUAAUUAUUAAAGCAAAUGAUUUUGAUUUAUAGCACUUACACAACUGCAAUUCAGGUCACAGAACUGAAAUAUAUUUGAUAAUGUCUCAGCAUUCUCAUGGGCAGCCUAGAAAAAGGAAAAAAAGAGAGAGAGAGAGAGACAAGAGAGACAAAUAGAAAUUUUAGUGGGUUCAAAUGAAUGAUUAUUCUGGCAAUUCUGGAAAAUAGUAAUUAAACAGUUCAUUCUAAAAGACUCCAGUGUGAACUCUGCUCACAUAUAUAUUUGUGUAAGGAAAAUAUGUGAGAUUUUCCUUAAAAAAUAAAAGCAUCAUUGCGUUUAUAACAGAUUGAGCACUCUUAUGAACAGAGUACACUGGGAAAGUCACUACUAUUGCUGUAAGUAAGUGAGCCUGUAUAUUUUAUUCUUUCCUUUCUUAACUUCUUUGUGUGCAAGAGCAUCUCCUGUGUGCCAGGCAAUGGCUCUGUCUCAUUGAAUGUAUCUGUUGGUGAGCACUCAGGUGCAAUCACUGCCCUUUUGGGGCUUACAGCCUAGUGGGGAUAUUAUAACAGAGAUAUUAUAACAUGCAGUAUUCACCAAAUGGGAUGAAAAUUGUUAUCUUUCAUGACUUGUUUCAAUGGGCUUACAUUUGUUUGGACAGGGCAGAAUUAGAAUAAUUAUUUCUUACAUUUAAUAGUAGGUGAUAAGAGAUUGGGAGUUUCCUGCCCACACUCAAGCAAACUUCAGUAGAUAAUUACUCCAUUUUACUAGCUCACCUAGUUUUGCAAGGAUGGCAUGGGAAGUGAGACAUGGAGCCUCUGGGGACCUAGACAGUGUAGUACUGUCCCAGUGGAGGGUGAAAGCCAGGUUGUCUCUCCCUUCAGGAUCUUUCUAGGGGGAAGAAAAGAAUUAUAGAAAAGGAAAAAUGCGAAGAGCAAGAACAUCUCUCCAUGUCCUAUUUUUAUUUUUGUUCCCAACAGACUAUAUAGUGUAACAACCUUAUGCCCCCAAAGACAGCCCAGGACUGAGAGUAUCCUCAGUGUUCCUGAGUGUAUAAAUCAGUGAAUCUGUUAUAUAGAAAGUUGGCAAUUCAGGAGCACAAUUAUUUCCUGGUUUCAAAUAUGAACAGAAAACUAAAUGUCAGAUUUUUAAAAUCAUAAAUUUGGUAUCCAUAGUUACUUUACAUAUUCCAGAGUCUAAUCAUGGGACUUAAGUUUUUUAUUUUGAACAAAAAUAGCAACAUCUGUUUUCUGUAUGGCAAAGAAAAACUAAAUCCCAGACUUUUAUUUUUAACCACAGAAGCUGUCUCUUCUUUCUAAAUUAUUUGCCUGCCUGCUCAUUUCCCCUACACAUCUCUUUCUGUUUAUACCAACGGCUUUUUUUAAUCCAAAUAAUACUAGCUAUUGCCAAAUUGCCUUAGAAUCGUAUUGAAUCAGAAUAAUUCAUAUACUUCAUAUACUAGAGAGUAAAUGCUUAGCGAUGGUAAAGAUCUCAUUGUGAUCAGAAGUAGGGUUUUUGUUGCUUUGUUUUUAAUCAUGAGAACAUAUAAAAGGAAAUUCAAAUGAAACAAAGCCAGUUUUUUUAUUUAGUAACAUUAAAACUGUAGGUGGAGCUCAGUUGUUAAGGAUAGAAAGGAGGAAAGGACAGGGUGGGGAGAUAGAGGGAAAGGGGAAGGAAAAAAAACUGAGUAGUGUUUUUUGGGGGGAACAGUAUAAUGUCUCAGAAGUUCUUAUCUCUUAUCCUGCUGAUGUUGAGACAGUGGCUUUGUAUAAACUUUUAUUUAUACCUAUUUCAACAUCAUGAAAAUUUUUCUGUCAGCAUUUUCUUGCAACUUAAAAAUCACAAGGGAUUGUUUAUAAAAAGAUACAGGAUCUAUGAUGUCUUUGCAAUUUUUCUUUUAGGAAUAUUCAAAUUGUAUUUAAUAAAUAAAUCACAGGUCAAAAUGACUGUCAAAUCAGUCAGGCUUUCUGGUAAGUUAUUUCCUGACAACUAUCCAUGAUAAAUACAACAAGCCUUGGCAAAACCUCAUUACUCUUGGAAGUUUUCAGAGGUUAUUAUACCUACUGUUCUAUAUUUGUCUCUAAGAGACAUUUGAAACACAGUUACAAUGUCAAUUUGGUGUAGCAUUACCUGUAGUAGAGCUCAGAGUAUGUGGCAGUGCACGGUCACUCGAGAUGCAUGGCGUGUCAUUUGGGUCGCUUUGAUGGGUGCUGGGGUAGAAUUAGCCUUAUAGAGACUAAUGUGUUCAUGCUCUCUCUGAUCCUGUGUCAUUGUAUAAAAACGAACAGCUAAAAAUUUACUCAUGAUGACAAGAUUAAAGCAAAAAUAAACCCAUAAAAUUGUUAGACUUUAAA
Molecule: messenger RNA, 11573 nt
Organism: Callithrix jacchus (white-tufted-ear marmoset)
Lineage: Eukaryota; Metazoa; Chordata; Mammalia; Primates; Cebidae
Gene: PPM1L
Product: protein phosphatase, Mg2+/Mn2+ dependent 1L
Biological process (GO): protein dephosphorylation
Molecular function (GO): protein serine/threonine phosphatase activity; cation binding
Source: RefSeq, a predicted model, not a curated record